This is a messenger RNA of Suillus subalutaceus, 2579 nucleotides long. Its product is annotated as kinase-like domain-containing protein. Gene Ontology annotation, molecular function: protein kinase activity; ATP binding. The record is from RefSeq and is a predicted model, not a curated record. Bases 389 to 2410 code for a protein of 673 amino acids. The transcript is spliced from 9 exons. Gene Ontology annotation, biological process: protein phosphorylation. Lineage: Eukaryota; Fungi; Basidiomycota; Agaricomycetes; Boletales; Suillaceae.
CCAGAGAGUACCAGUAGUGGCAGACAACCGUCAAAUGACACUGCCGCAAUAGUGCCAAGAUCAUGAUAAUGAUACGGGUCGGUGCGCAGCCUCGUCUAAACUUUUCCGAGUCAGCGCUUAUGCCGCAUGGCCCACGUCAAGACGUUUACUUAAAUAUGACACACUCCGCCGUGCCUUGGAGAGCACAGCGAUAUUUCUCUUGCACUCGCUCGCCCACAAGAGACGGUCUGAGACGGUCCACGGUUGACUCGACGGCCGUUUAUCUUGAAGAAUCUGUCUCGCCCCUACACAAACCUGGCUGUUCGUGUGGACGACUUCCAACCUUUGGGUCACCUUCCCACUAGGCGAUUGAGUGAUUCCUGUAAAAUUUCCUGACCGGCAUAGUUCAAUGAUCCCCAAUGAAGCUGUCGGAGUGACACCUUACGUUCCCCAGUUCUUCUGGCGGUUCUGGCUGUCUGAUGCUAACCCAUCGAAACACACCCUCGACGAUCACCGCGUUCAUGCGUAUGACGUCUUCAACAACGAGCUCACUGAAACGCGUCGUGUUCCCGAGCAAGUUCAGACGAUCUUUCAUAACUUUGAUAUCCCAUCUUUGGGUGAAGGUUGCCGGUCUGUCUUGCAUACCGCGGAGAAGGCCUUCACCCGUCUGGAAAAUGAAGUGGAGCGGAUCCUCAGUGAAAUGAUAUCAAAGAUCCGCUCUUCACACUCUGGGGAAUCACGACCGGACACGAGGCUCGAGCUGCCGAUUUCGAGACAUUCUCGAGAUGCAUUGCUCCGGUACUUUGUAUUCUUACGGUAUCGAAACAGUGACAAGUACACGGAGACGGUUGCCAGCUUGACGACACGUGUCAUUACUGGCAGUGGUGCGGUCGUUAACGCUGGACAUGCAUGGCAUCGGGUCCGUAGACGUGCUACGUUGGGAAGUUUCCAUGCCUUUCUGCAGAGCGAGAACACCGACAAGAAGGUGUUCCGUCACUUUGAGGGUCUUGACUGUUGGAGGUUCUGCGAUGCCGAGAUCUGUAUAGGUCUGGCGUCCGAAGGUCAGCAGUUUGUGCUCCCUGACUCAUGCUUUGCCAGCCUCGACGAGGAGUUUGCUGGUGAUCCCUCAUCAGCUCAUCUACUAUUCCCGAUUAUGCCUACUAUCGCUCUCUACGUGCUCGGCACCCAACGCGAGGAGCCUCGGUCGCAUGGUUCAAGCGUACGGGACCAAGUGAUGGGAGCUGCCGCUGCUUGGAUUGACGUUGGCAUCGAGUCACCGGCCGAUGUGCACCUUCGUAACGCAUCUCUUCUUCAGCAACACCCAGCCCGGUUAUACUUCUCUUCCCUCACUUCUGUCACCCAAGCUAUCGCGCAUUACGACAGCUUCCGUUGGGUGUCUGAGCACUUGGACUACUCGCGACUGAAACAACGUGCUAGGCAAAAGGCAACGCUAGAGCAGUUAACGAAGACUCUGGUCGUGAAAGGCAGCGUGUUACUUGUCGACCUCACAGACGAGGUUGAAAAAGUAGGCAACGCACCUGUAUCUGGCGGUUCCUUCGCCGACGUUUGGAAAGGAAUCUGGACGAAUUCCCACAAUGGGACACAACCAGUCGCGCUCAAAUACCUUCGCCAGUACAUGCACAUGACAGACGAAAUAAAGGAAAAGCUGAUGCUGCGGCUUAAAUCAGAGGUCGUUGCCUGGCACCGCCUGCGUCACUCAAAUAUCGCACAGCUCUAUGGCGUUGCUCAGUCUCCUAACUCCAUAGCCAUGGUUUCCCCUUGGUGCGACAAUGGUACAUUGACGCGUUAUCUGGAAACAAAUCCCGAAGCAGAUCGAUUUGCAUUGAUCCAGCAAAUAGCUUCGGCAGUCAGCUAUUUGCACAACUGCCAGCCAGUCGUUAUCCACCGCGACCUCAAAGGCUCCAAUAUACUUAUCGGGGACGAUGGUCAAGCUCUCUUGACAGACUUUGGUUUGUCAAACGUUAUGGAAGAGGUCCUUGAAUCCGAGCCCAGCAUGCGGAACAGUCGUUUUGCAACAUCGCUCUUCGCUGGUUCAACUCGUUGGAUGGCACCUGAACUCAUUGAAGCGCUCACCAAUGAUGAUGAUGCUCAACCGCCUCCAAUCUCCACUAGCAGCGAUGUAUACGCUUUUGCAUGCGUUUGUCUCGAGGUCGCAACCGGUUCUCUUCCUUUCUCACAUAGGAGCAACGAUACUGCAGUCAUCUUCGACAUCAUGAGGGGCGUGAAGCCCUCCCGCGGAUGCGCUCCCAUGAACCUGCGGCUUCCGGAGAAGGAGGUGGACCACUUCCGGAAACUCCUUGAUAGGUGUUGGAGCCCAGCACCGUUCUUGCGACCCACCAUGACCCAAAUCAAACAAGAGCUAGCAGGCUAUCUCGGGUUGUUGCAUGUAGACCAUUACGCCGAAUCAUAACGACAUGCAUGAUACAAUAUGACUUAAUUAUUUGCAUACAUUAUAUAUCAGCACAUGUACAACAUACCACACGUAUUAUUCACAGCUGGAAGUUCAGAAUAACAACGCAACAUAUCACUCACCCUUGUACCACUAUUGUACACUAUACAAUCCCGAUGUUUUUCUUGUC